CUGAAUUCGAACGUAAAUACCGACUCGUACAAUUCUGUGUCGCGAAUCGACGACGAGCUACCAGUUAGUCAGAUUGAGUCGAGCUUUGACGCAGAAUGCUCAUAGCACUCGUAUUCGCGAACUCGAUCCCGGUACCGGUGUUUUUUUUUUCGUGAAGUGCGUAAUGCGUCGAGUAAAAAUUUACUAGAGUUGGAAAUUUCGCGAAUUUAAAAAAAACCGAAGAGGAAAAAAAACUCGCGAAAAAUUGCUACUAAAACCAAUUUGCAAAUAAUCGGUAACAAGAUAAAUUUGAAAAAUCGUCUAGAUCGCGAAUCGAAAAUCGAUCCAGGUCAAUCGUCAUCUUCGUCGAAAUCCGCAUUACAUUUCGAAUCGACUUUCGUACCAAAUUCCGACAGAUUAUUAUCGCAACCGCCUAGGAUUCGUAUUCGUAAAAAUAAACUAUCGGUGAAGCCUUCCAGCGGCGGCGUUUACAGAGCUUCGAUAACAGAAAAGAAGAAACCACCACCGAGUAAAAAACUUCGCCUACGAUCAUCCCCCGAACGACUUCUACCCUCGGCCAGAUCGAUUCUACCUUUGAGUAAGAUCACCUAUCCGAACGCUAUGACUAAUUUUGAUCCCGAAUCUCAAAACGAACUCAACGACCGAGACGAUCAAAUCGACUACGAUUUACGAUCGUGUAACGAUAAAGAAGAUCCGGACUCAGCGCAAAUCACAAACCAAGACGUCACCUCGAUGGCCUACCUACGUAACACGUAUAACCACCUGCACGAAAACCAAUUCCUAAAAUUGAAUAAAUUACUAUGCGAUAACGAAAACGAAGCCAUUAAGUUGAAACGUAAACAAAGGAUUAAUUUAAGAAAAGGAUUAUACGCAGCCGAUGAUAAAUCCAUGGAGACGGAAGACGACAUCGACACUUACGCUUCCGAGAGCAGUUUCUCGUCCGAGAAUUCGUGCGAUAAUAACGAGAUCUCCGAGAUCACCAAAGAUAUGAAGGAAUGCCAUCUCAGUGGUGCAGGUAGACACGAAAAAGUACCAGCCAAACCGAUCAUCACCUUUACUCCGGUUCGAUCGGCCGACGAUGAGUUGAACGAGAGGUUCCAUUCUUCCAGGAGUUCGGAUAGGCCGCCGUCCGCAUCGUCCGGAUCGUCUAGCCCGUUAUUAGAAGUUCCUGUCGUAGAGUUCGCAGAUAUAAGCACUGAGAUGAUGAGACCGCCCAUAAAUGGGUGAAUUUUUCGAGGUAACAACAAAGUUGCGAUGGGAAGACGUAUUCCAUUUUCGUAGAAUGAAAAAGCAAAGGAGGAAUUUGUACCAAAUAUGCCUACGCGAGUAUCGGUCUCAGUGUGUUAUUUCGAAGCAACUUUCAUUUUUUCCAAAUUUAUUUUCAUAUAGUUUUGUUUUAUUCAUUUUUAAGCAUUUUCUUUUUUUCUCUCUUUUUUUUAUUCAUUUUAUUUUAAUUAGACUGCAACAUUCUAACCCUCAAAACAAACCAAUUCUGUAAAUCAAAGGCUUACGAACGAGCUCUCGCUGAAAAAUGCAAUUUCUCCUCACUUCCCUAUACUCAAAAUUGGCCCCAUUUGGGCCCGAAUCUCGAAAAUAAGCGACUCCAGUGCUGGAGGAAAUUGCAUUUUUUAGCAAGAGCUCGUUCGUAGGUCUAUUUUCCCUGCAAAACAUCUCUUUUCUCCGAUUUUGUUUUUUUUUUAGGGUUUGGAUCGAGUCUAAAUGCUUCGUUAAAAUGUAUUAUUUUGAUAUUAUUUCAUGUACGAUAAGCUAUAAGAUACGAGUAAGUAUUUACAUUUACAUAAGAUAUAAAUAUUAUACGUUUAUAAGAAUAGUUAUGUUACGUUAAUAUGUACGAUAAAAAUAAUGCCCUUUUUCCUUAUUCGAAUCGACGUUAAGAACAGGAGGUGGUAAAUUGCGUACGCGAUUAUUACGGUUUUCAUCGAUGUCGUCAGGCGACAACCUUCGAGUUCGACUAUAGGUAUAUAUUAUUUUCAUUAUUAUUAAUAAUGUAAUCCCCUGUAUCGUAUCGUAUCGUGUUGUGCGUAAUUACUCGCGUAUUUACGUGUUCUUGUACUUUUGAAAAACCGCGUGUAAGCGUAAUGUACUUACUUAUGUACGAGUAUUGUGCGUUUACGUAGCAUAAUAAUGCAGUUUGUUGUAUGUUCUAUAUUGUUACUCGUACGUUUGUCGACGACGAUGAUUCAUAAUAAAAUAAAGAAGCCGUGUUUUUAUGA
Planococcus citri (citrus mealybug) is the source of this 2234-nucleotide messenger RNA. RefSeq lists its product as uncharacterized. The coding region runs from base 601 to 1227 and encodes 208 amino acids. Lineage: Eukaryota; Metazoa; Arthropoda; Insecta; Hemiptera; Pseudococcidae. The transcript has 2 exons. The record is from RefSeq and is a predicted model, not a curated record.